AUGUCGAAGGUUCAGGUUAAAAAUGCCAUCGUUGAGAUGGAUGGAGACGAGCAAACCAGAAUUAUCUGGCAUUUGAUCAAGAAUAAGUUGAUUGUUCCGUUCUUGGACGUUGACUUGAAGUACUAUGAUCUUUCUAUGGAAAACAGGGAUGCUACAGAUGAUCAAGUUACUGUAGAAUCUGCAGAGGCUACAUUGAAGCAUGGUGUGGCAGUUAAAUGUGCUACUAUAACCCCUGACGAGGCUCGUGUGGAAGAAUUUAAGUUAAAGAAGAUGUGGAAGUCGCCUAACGGGACUAUCAGAAAUAUUUUGGGCGGUACAGUUUUCCGUGAGCCGAUUGUGAUUCCCAGAAUUCCUCGUUUAGUUAGCGGUUGGAAGGAGCCCAUUAUUAUUGGAAGACAUGCUUUUGGUGACCAGUACAAGGCUACUGAUGUUGUGAUUCCUGGUGAAGGGACCUUGAAAUUAGUUUUCAAGAGUAAGGAUGGUGAUGAGAGCAAGGAUAUAGAUUUGGAUGUGUUUGAGUUUCCAAAGGAUGGUGGUGUUGCUAUGUCGAUGUACAACACCGCUGAGUCAAUUACGGGGUUUGCAAAGUCUAGUUUUGAGCUUGCUUUAGAAAGAAAGAUGCCAUUGUAUUCAACUACUAAAAACACUAUCUUGAAGAAGUACGAUGGGCAAUUCAAAGACAUCUUUGAAGGAAUGUAUGAACGUGAAUAUAAACAGAAGUUUGAAGCUGUUGGUAUCUGGUAUGAACAUAGAUUAAUUGAUGAUAUGGUUGCUCAAAUGUUGAAAUCUAAGGGAGGCUUCAUUAUUGCUAUGAAAAACUAUGACGGUGACGUUCAAUCCGAUAUUGUGGCGCAAGGUUUUGGUUCCUUAGGUUUAAUGACUUCCGUUUUGGUUUCUCCAGAUGGGAAAACUUUCGAAAGUGAAGCUGCUCAUGGCACUGUCACCAGGCACUACAGACUUCACCAACAAGGUAAGGAGACUUCAACUAACUCAAUUGCAUCUAUCUUUGCAUGGAGUCGUGGUAUCAUUCAGAGAGGGAAACUAGAUGGUACCCCUGAUGUGGUGAAGUUUGGACAGUUAUUGGAGAGUGCUACUUUGGACACAGUGCAAGAAGAUGGCAUUAUGACUAAGGACUUGGCUUUAAUCUUGGGUAAGACCGACAGAGAGAGUUAUGUUACCACCGAGGGCUUUAUCGAAGCUGUUGAAAAGCGGUUAGCUGAUGGUUACCGUCGUCUUUUUCGUGACUAA
Messenger RNA from Eremothecium cymbalariae DBVPG#7215, 1248 nucleotides. It is a transcript of the gene IDP3, whose product is annotated as isocitrate dehydrogenase (NADP(+)) IDP3. Gene Ontology annotation, cellular component: mitochondrion. NCBI's taxonomy places the organism in Eukaryota, Fungi, Ascomycota, Saccharomycetes, Saccharomycetales, Saccharomycetaceae. The record is from RefSeq and is a predicted model, not a curated record. The coding region runs from base 1 to 1248 and encodes 415 amino acids. Gene Ontology annotation, biological process: isocitrate metabolic process. The transcript has a single exon. Gene Ontology annotation, molecular function: NAD binding; isocitrate dehydrogenase (NADP+) activity; magnesium ion binding.